ACCUAUGUGUUGAGGUUUUCAAUCUGAUCGGUCAUGUUCUUUUACCGCUGCAGCAUGAACACUGCGUCGACUUUGUUCAGCAUUUUAUUAACUUGUUUGUACAUUUUAGUCAUUAUCGCUGACUUAUCAUUCUUAGCAAGUCAAAGAUGUGAUUGGAGGAAAGGUGAUUGUCUAAGAGACGAAUCCGUAAUGAACGUAAUGUGUGAAAGGAAUUGUUCCAGGACACCCCCUGGAUGUUUAUUUAGAGUUGACAGAUUUGGUAUUGGCCUGAAAUAUCAAUGUCAUUGCUUCGAUAUCGGUGACUGUGACUUCGACAACGAUGGGUAUUGCAACGGGACUAAAUGUUUUUUUGGUCACUCUGGACCUACAUGCCAAAGACGUUUAUAUUACGAGUCUUUUGAGACUGCUGUCAAAAAUUACGAAUCGUUUCUGGGACAAAGAAAAGUGUGGCGUCCUAGGAAUGAGCAUCUGCGGACCCGAAGAGCUACGUGCCAGUCACUCCCUAAAAAGAUAGACUUUCCACAUGUAUUCAGAAUCAACUGGGUCAAAUUUAAUAUUUUUCCAGCAGUUACAAUACCAGUUUAUAUCACUUCUUCGAUGGGAAAUCAACCUCUCAGUUGUACAUUCAACCCUAAUUCACCAAACCGUGUCGACGAGAGUUCUUAUACGGCCGUUUCAUGCACGGGUGAUAUCAAUACUAACUGGUUGCACAUAAAUGGAAGUAACAUGUAG
Molecule: messenger RNA, 732 nt
Organism: Octopus bimaculoides (California two-spot octopus)
Lineage: Eukaryota; Metazoa; Mollusca; Cephalopoda; Octopoda; Octopodidae
Biological process (GO): G protein-coupled receptor signaling pathway; cell surface receptor signaling pathway
Cellular component (GO): membrane
Molecular function (GO): G protein-coupled receptor activity
Source: RefSeq, a predicted model, not a curated record